AUGCGCGGGAAUGGCUCGAGGUGCCGCGAGAGCGCGGGUGCAGCUGGGUCGACGGGUGAAAUGCGCGGGAAUGAUGCGAGACGCUGUGGAAGCGCGGAUGCUGACGGUUCGACGGGCGAAAUGCCUGAGAAUGACGCGAGGCGCCGCGGAAGCGCGGUUGCAGCAGGUUCGACGGGCGAAAUGCGCGGGAAUGGUGCGAGGCGCCAUGGGAGCGCGGAUGCGGGCGGUUCGGCGGGCGAAUUGCCUGAGAAUGAUGCGAGGCGCCGCGGGGGCACAGAUGCAGAUCGCUCGCCAGGCAGGCUGCGCAGAAGUAAUGCAAGGCACGGUGAAGGCAAGGAGGCUAAGCGCGCGCCAGAAGCCAGCCGUGAGGAAGAGAGGAGGCGAGACGUGCAAGCGGGAGUGUAUGGCUCGCCUGAGCCGAGACGCGGACAUGAGUGUAGGAGGCGCAUGGCGUUGGGCGGAUGGCGAUCACCAGAGCAGGGGGGAGAGGAAAGUGAGGACGACCGCGAUAGGAGGCGCGCGCAGCGCUCGCCUGCACGGCAGCGGACGGAGGAGUGGGAAGCGCGUGUUAAGGGCAGUGAGUGUUCGUCGCAGUACUCCACGGGUGCGGAUGCGAGAGCGCGCAGAGAAGAAAUAGAAGAGUAUCCGUACGCGGGAGCAGGGUUGGUGCAGGAACCUGUCGGAGAGGCAAGGGGGAGGCAUGAGAGAGAGAUAAACAGGAGAAGGGGUGAGGAAGAGCGCUGCCGGCGAGAGGUGUCCCCAGGGGAGGAUCCGGGAAGUGACAAAGCAAGAGGAAGAGAGGAUCAUGGGCGUCGAGGAGCAGGCGGACGAGGGAGACGCUGGGAAGGAGAGUCCCUUGAGAGGAAGGAAGGGAGGGAGAAGACGAGAGGGAGUAAUGAGGAGCUGCGUGAAGAGAAGGAACAUGAGUAUAGUGAAGAAGAGGACUAUGGGUAUAAUCUGGAGCGGCGCCGACGCGGGAAGCCGGAUCGGCGGGAGAAGAAGUCAUGCCCUGAAGAAAGAGAGGGGUGCAGGGGAAGGCGAGGAGGGCGAAGGAAACCUGGAGCGGGGAUGAGGGAGAAGCAGGACCUGAGCGGACAGGGGAAAAGAGGUGACAAGCAGCACAUGCGACAGGAGGGGAUGCACGAGUAUGAAACAGAGAGCGGAGAAGAGGAAGAGAGCGACAGGCGGGCACGCCAUGGAUCAGGCCAAAGGGAGGAAAGCUGGGAAGGAUAUGUCCCUGGAAGGAGAGAAGGGCUGAGGAGCAGGCAGGAAGAACGGAGAGAGUUUCGUGAGAGAGAGGACCGGCAGCAGCGGGAAAGGAGGAAGCAAGAAGGGCGAUGCCAGGAAUAUUCGCCUGAGAAGAGGGAAAGGCGUUGGGGGGAAGCAGGCGGGCAAAGGGAGGCUUACGAGGAGGAGCGGAGAAGGAGUCCGAGUCCGAAACCGCAAGAGGAGGACGAGAAGGUGGGGGCAGGGGCGGAUGAACCAGUAGCGGCAGGCGCGGAAGGGAAGGACGAGAAGGUGGGGGCAUGGGCAGCAGCAGAAGGGGAAGAGAAGGACGAGAAGAAGGGGGUGGGAGCGUGUGUAACAGCAGCAGCGAAGGCAGAGGAAAAGGAAGAGCAGGUGGGGGCGGGAGCGUGUGUAACAGCAGCAGCAAAGGCAGAGGAAAAGGAAGAGCAGGUGGGGGCAGGAGCGUGUGUAACAGCAGCAGCGAAGGCAGAGGAAAAGGAAGAGCAGGUGGGGGCGGGAGUGUGUGUGACAGCAGCAGCGAAGGCAGAGGAAAAGGAAGAGCAGGUGGGGGCGGGAGCGUGUGUAACAGCAGCAGCGAAGGCAGAGGAAAAGGAAGAGCAGGUGGGGGCGGGAGUGUGUGUGACAGCAGCAGCGAAGGCAGAGGAAAAGGAAGAGCAGGUGGGGGCGGGAGCGUGUGUAACAGCAGCAGCGAAGGCAGAGGAAAAGGAAGAGCAGGUGGGGGCGGGAGCGUGUGUAACAGCAGCAGCGAAGGCAGAGGAAAAGGAAGAGCAGGUGGGGGCGGGAGCGUGUGUAACAGCAGCAGCGAAGGCAGAAUGGAAGGACGAGAAGGUGGGGGCACGGUCGUGUGAACUAAAGGCAGAGAAGCAAGUGCAGGGAAGUAUGAUGACGAACCGGCAUGUGAGGAAGCUGAGGGAAGAACAUUCACAGCUGCUGGGGGAGAAAAUGGUGAAAGAAGCCGCGAGAAGAACGAAGACAGGUGUGAGGAGCAUGAAGGUAGAGAUGGCGUGCGACUGGGGGCAAGGAGACCUACGGGUAGGAGGAUGGGAAGGUUCAGUGUGGGAUAAAGCCCAGGAGCAGGAGGAAGCAGAGAGUGAGAGCAAGGAAAUGGGGGCAUGGGAGUGUCCGCCUGCAGGGGAAGAAGUAGGGCAUACAAUGGGAGUGGCCGCUCUUAAGACCUUCGCGGCUCUAGGCAACCCCAGCAGCCCCCCGUUCAACGCGUGGACGGGGGAUGAUCCGUGUGGGGGAGAGGCGGGGAGCGCGUGGGCUGGCAUCAAGUGCGACACUGGCAGCCCGUAUAAUUCCGUGACUGAGAUUGACAUUCAAGAUGCCAAUCUAUCAGGAGACUUGCCGCCUUCCAUUUUCGACCUCACAUCGCUGCGCUUGCUCAAUCUGGCGCUCAACCCAAAUCUGACGGGCAGCUUUCCAGAUGCACUCGGGAACCUCCUCCAGCUCACCACGCUGGACAUGCACGGGUGCCGCCUAUCCGGCUCCAUCCCAUCCACCAUCGGUCGCCUCACCAGCCUGAGCUACUUCCUGGUCAACCAGAACCGCCUCUCGGGCUCCCUGCCUGCACAGAUAGGCACCCUCCCCCAGCUCUACAUGCUUGACGUCAUGGAGAACCAGCUGGAAGGGCCCCUGCCGACAUUCGAGGGUGCGAACGAGCUCGGGCACCUCGACCUGAGCAGCAACAGCUUCACAGGCGCCAUUCCUGGCACUCUGUUUGAGCAGCACCCCAACCUCGUCAACCUCAAUCUGGCCAACAACGCUCUUGACUCGAGUUUACCCCCAGAAAUCACUACUGCUGCCAAGCUGCAAUCCGUCUUCCUAUCAGGCAACCAGCUCAGCGGUCCCCUGCCGGACCUCUCAUCGCUGCCCAGCAUCGUGUCGCUUUCCCUCUUUGACAACUCCCUCUCCUCCCUGCCGCCCGCCCUGCUUAUCGAAACCAACAUCACGCUGCAGCUUUUUAACAACGAUCUGUGCAAGCCAUUCAAGCCAGACUACACGCAAGUCUGCUCCCCUCCGACGCCCCUCACCCAAUACACCGCCCCUGCUUUCUGUGACGGCCUCGCCUGCGAGAACGACCUCUACAGCCCUAGCGCACCGCUCUAUAAUGAGUCGCUCUCCUGCGUGUGCGUGUCCCCGUUAAGAGCCGACCUGGAGCUGUUUAUAUCGGAUUUCGUGGUGUACCAUGAGGCGCUGGUGGCGCAGUUAGAGCAGCGGAUCUUCUCGGAGCUCGCCAGCAAGUCGCAGAUCAACAUCAGCAGGCCACAGCUCCUCAUCUCGGCCAUCAGCAGCCCCGCCUCUCUCUACUCCCUCGCCUCCACCUUCGCCUCGGACCACGCCGAUCACGAGUCAACGCUCAUCAUCACCCUCCUCUUCUUCCCUCCGGGCGGCGACAACAGCUGGUACCCGCGAGACACACCGCAGGCCAUCUGCAACGCGCUCACCUCGAGGGACCUUGCUGUGCGCGUUGCUCUCGGCAACUUUGGGUUGUUUCGAGUUGCGGGCUUCUACGGCCCCGCGCCCUACAACUCCCCAUCACAGCAGCAGCCCUCGUCUGGGCUGAGCACGGGCGCCAUCGUGGCCAUCUCAGUGUGCUGCGCUGCUGUUGCCAUCGCCCUCAUUGUGGCUCUGCUCAUGCGCCCCUGGGAGAAGCGAAGGUGGAACCGUGCGGACUACGAGGCAUUGGAGGGAAUCACCCUGCAGCACGCCCGCCGCUACUCGCUGCGACAGCUGGCGGAGGCGACCAACGGCUUUGAUGACUCGCUUGUGCUGGGCACGGGCGGUUACGGCAAGGUGUACCAUGGCAUUCUCAACGGCGAGUCGGUGGCGAUAAAGAAAGCAACGGAGAAGCAUCGGCAUGCAGGAGUGGAUUUCAAGAACGAGAUCGAGAUGCUGACGGCGGUGUCGCACGGCAACCUGGUGAAGCUCACCGGCUUCUGUGUGGAGAAGGACGAGCAGCUGCUGGUGUUCGAAUUCAUGGAGGGGGGGGCUCUGGACGCCUGGAUCAAAGGUAAGACAGGGCGCGUUCUAUCGUGGAAGGAGAGAAUGCGGAUUGCACUUGAUGCGGCGAGUGCGCUUCACUACUUGCACAAAGAGAUGAGACCCAGCAUCGUCCACCGCGAUAUCAAGCCCGCCAACAUUCUGCUGACAGCAUCUCUGGAAGCCAAGGUGGCGGACUUUGGCAUUUCCAAGUCGCUGCCAGAAAGGGGCGAGCUGGUGCAGGAGGAGAUCAUCGGCAGCAAGGGCUACAUCGACCCACACUUUGCGGUGUCGGAGGUGCUGACGGAGCGCAGUGACGUGUUCAGCUUCGGGGUGGUGCUGCUGCAGCUGGCCACGGGGCAGCCGCCCGUCAUUCAGGGAGUGCCGCUCAGCCAGGUCGUGCUGCACCUCGCCUUCGGCCAAGACGGCCUGCCCGCCGCCAUCGAUCCCAAACUCUCUGACCUUCUCCAGGCUACUGCAGCUGCUACUGCUGCUGCUGCUGCUGCUGCGUCGAACGGUGCUUCUUUUCACAGUGCUUCUGCUGCUGCCGUUGCUGUUGUUUCUUCUGCGGCAGGAGGGGAAGUGAGUGCAGGGGAGAUGGUGGAGGGGUUGGAGGAGACGUUCGGCACGUUCCUGCGGGUGGCGCUGUGGUGCACGGCAGAGCACCCCUCGCUUCGUCCCGACAUGGAGCAGGUCGUAUCUGCGCUGCGCAGCAUCAGGGACCAUCUCCGGGCGCUACCUGGGGGAGGCACUCCUGUGGGCCCCGUAAGGGCAGUCCCAAGUGGCACCAGCGGUUACGGUGCUGCUGACGUGUCGCUUGCCAGUCGUGCCAGCGGUUACGGUUCUGCUGCCCUGUCAUUUGCUAGUCGUACCAGCAGUGCAGUAGCAGGAACAUAUUCCUCUGCCACCCGGUCACCUGAGAGUGGAGUCACAGGAGGGGUUGCCAGCUUGUCAACCCUCUGGAGCCACUUGCCUGUUUCAACUAGUCAACCGGGGUCAAACUGGUCAAACUUUAAGGUGGAGCAGGGAGGGAUGGGUGGGUAUGAUGACACUGGCACGCACCGUCAGACGCUCACAGGCCCCUAUGCCCGGUAG
Messenger RNA from Closterium sp. Naga37s-1, 5325 nucleotides. The record is from the annotation of a GenBank genome assembly. NCBI's taxonomy places the organism in Eukaryota, Viridiplantae, Streptophyta, Zygnematophyceae, Desmidiales, Closteriaceae.